AUGAUCAGACUCUUUGUCGCUCUUUGUGCUCUUUUUUCUCUCUUCACAGCUGUGAAAACUUCUGACAUCAAGGAGAUUGAUGUGAUAACAGUAAAGCUUGAAGAAGAUGUAACUAUGAAGUGUAGCAUUAGCAGUGUCACAAAGAAAGAUAAUGUAGUUUGGUACAGACAGAGUUCAGGAAAAUUACCUCAGUAUUUUGCAAAACCAUACAAGAACGAUUUGGGCUACAAAUUUGUUGAAGGAUUUAAUGAUGAUCGCUUCAGUAUUAGUGUAAAUGACAGUAAAUUUGAUCUCAGUAUUAAAAAAACAAUAGAAGUUGAUGAAGGAGAAUAUUUCUGUGGAGAAAUGGAAGGAAGUGUAUUGAAGCUCACAUCUGGAACACGUCUGCAAUUUGAAGGUAAACAACUAAAAAAUAAGUGUUUUAAAGCAUCUGUAUUUUUCCAUACAGGUUGUUGUUUCCAGAUUCAGGUGAUGAGCUAUCUUUCCAUGUUUAGAGUUGGAGUUCUUGUCUUUCUGGUUAUUAUCUUUACAAUCUUUUUUUUUUACAAUGGACUGAGUUUUGGUUCCAUGGAUGGCCUCCAGAAGUGUGACCUCAGCAGGCCCAGUGUUCUACUGGAGCUGGGGUGUCAGGUGAACCAGGAAACCUACUGGUGGACCAGGGGAAGCAGCGGGUAA
This is a messenger RNA of Tachysurus vachellii, 675 nucleotides long. RefSeq lists its product as uncharacterized. Gene Ontology annotation, biological process: response to bacterium. The record is from RefSeq and is a predicted model, not a curated record. Bases 1 to 675 code for a protein of 224 amino acids. Lineage: Eukaryota; Metazoa; Chordata; Actinopteri; Siluriformes; Bagridae. The transcript has 4 exons.